Messenger RNA from Trichomonas vaginalis G3, 805 nucleotides. RefSeq names its product keratin-associated protein family. The transcript has a single exon. The annotation marks the transcript as partial. The record is from RefSeq and is a predicted model, not a curated record. Lineage: Eukaryota; Parabasalia; Trichomonadida; Trichomonadidae.
AUGAACAUUGAAGGUCAUGUCAGAAACUUUGAAACACAUGAACUACCAGCAAUGUUAGAUAAAAAAGCAGAUAAAGAACAUACACAUAACUCCUUCUCAACUGUUGCUAUAGAAAGUAUUGAAGGAACGGUUGGCGGAACUGGUGGGGAUGCAUUAUAUUAUAAACCUCCUAACUUUCCACAAGGUUUAACAUCGAAUGAAAACAUAACAACGAAGAAAGAAAUUAGCUGUAAAAAUGUUUAUGUCAUGGACGAUGAAAAUAAUGUUAAAUUCACUGCUCAAGAUUUAUAUGAUAAUAAAGCUGACAAGAACCAUACACAUAAAUCUUUCACUACUGUUAGAGCAGACGACAUAAUAUUGAACUAUACCCUUGGUUCAAGUGCACCAUUAGAAAAUCCAAGUACAAGCGUAAAAGAUACUCUUAACAAUUUAGAUAACAGUUGCAGGAAUAUCGAAGAUCAUGCCAGAAACUUUGAAGCAUAUGAACUACCAACAAUGUUAGAUAAGAAAGCAGACAAAACAGAGCUUCAAACAUUAAAGACAGAAAUACUUCAAACAUUAUAUCUUGUUGGUUCUAUUUAUACGUCAAUGAACUCAACAAAUCCAGAAACAGUUCUGGGUUUUGGUACGUGGAAGCAGAUUGUAGAUAAAUUCUUAUACUGUGCUAGAUAUUCAAAGCAAACAGGAGGUUCGAAGAAAAUUAAAGAAGCAAACCUUCCACCGCACACUCAUACAGGAACUACAAACACAACAGGUAAUCAUUCACAUUCAAUAACAAAAAGAGGUUAUACAAAUCUUGCAGCAG